This is a messenger RNA of Cannabis sativa, 1836 nucleotides long. RefSeq lists its product as uncharacterized. Lineage: Eukaryota; Viridiplantae; Streptophyta; Magnoliopsida; Rosales; Cannabaceae. The record is from RefSeq and is a predicted model, not a curated record. The coding region runs from base 423 to 1700 and encodes 425 amino acids. The transcript is spliced from 5 exons.
AUAUAAUAUAUAUAUGUAUAUAUUUUGUAUUUUAUUAUUGAAUAUGUGUUUAUAUAUAUGUUGUGUGUAUAUAUAUUGUGUAUAUACUAUUUGUGUAUUUUGUGUAUUUGUAUUGUAUAUAUAUUUGUUGUGAAUGAGAAUGAGAGGUAGUAGGAAUUUAAUUAGUUUAGAGUUAAAGUUUUUAAAAUAAUGGUAGUGUGAUAUUUAGUUGAUUAUAUAUGUAUAUAUAUAUAUGUAUAUGUUAUUUUUAAAAAAAAUUAUGGAAAUUAGUAACUAGUAACUUGCUACUUUGUUUAAUAACUAGUAAGUAAUUUAAUAAUUAAAAUUUUAAUUUGGUUGUAUAUUGCAUUAUGUUAUAGGUUGUGUGCUAAUAUUUGAGAGUCGAUCGACAUAUUUCGGUGUUGAUCGGAUUUGCAAUAGAUAUGGCCAACUCGAGUUCGGGAUCUGAUUCAGACCCAGAGGCAGAGUGUCCAACCACAAUACCUACACGAGGGCCGACGCAAAUGAAUGAAAUAUCCAAACUAAUGGAUCAGGGCAAAAGAGUGGCCCUCGAAGUUAAUGAUAAAGGUCAAUACUGUGGAAAAAGCUAUGCGAAGAUCGUAUCCACUCUAGGAGUCAGAUGUCGGCAGACAAUAGGGUUGGCUUAUAAAAACUGGAAAGAAGUCAACCCGACUCUGAAAAAUAAAGUUUGGAAAGACAUUCAGACGGGGUUCAUUGUGCCGGACACCUUCAAACAUGAUUGUCUCAUCCUAGCUGGGAAGUUAAUGAAAGACUUCAAGAAUAGGAUGACAAAAGACAUCAUAAUGCCCGCGUUGAAAGAGAAUGAUCCGGGACGGCGGCACAAGUUCCUUACUAGAGCAUCUCAACUGUUCGGCAGGAAGAAAAGGGAAGUGUCUGAUGUUGUGGCUCGGCAAGCGAAGGAGAUUGAAAAAUUAAAAGCCGAAGUCCAAUCCCUUAAGCAGCAGAGGAACGCUGCCGAACAAGAGGAAGAAGGAGAGGUGGCUGGUGAGGCGUAUGUUCCACAGCCAUACGCUCCUCAGGAUGAGGUACAACCACAAAUUUAUGCUGAGGAGUUUAUUUCCCUCAACGACCAAGGUAUCCUAUACAAUUUUGAUGACCAUGCGGCCCUUAAUCAGCAAGUACAUCUCUGCUCUGACAACAUCGACAAUAUUGUGGCCCGAGGGUAUUUGUACGAGCAUGUGGGUACGAUCAAAGUUCACUGCCAGGAUUACGAUGAUUCACAUGCCCGGAUCAUGGUUUUGGAAAUCCUGCAAGAGGACGCUGAAAUCCCAGUCCCAAUUGAAGAGUGCAGAUAUGUUAGGGACGUAUACCAGAUGUUCCUUCCUUGGCCUAAACACUUAAUUUUAACAACCGAGGGUCCACUCGCUCAACCGCCCUCAAGACGUGAUGCGUCAAAGGGGAAAGCUCCGAUGCUUUCUCCACAAGGCCGUGGUGCACGGGAAGAUGACUUGUUCACGGAAGAGAAGAUGGCGUUGAUCCCUAAUUCGCUAAAAUGGAUGAUUCAUGAAUUCCUAAGGCUCAAAGAUAAACGUGAUAUAAUCACAAUUCCUGUCCCUCGAGGAUUCAUUGCACCGCGUACCCAGAUCACGUUAUCUGGAGAGGAUUUGCAGCAGGUUGCUACGUGUGACUACAUCGGCAACCAGGGAAUGUUGUUUGGAAUGAUGUAUACUCUUCUUUAAUCUAAUUAACCUUAUAUCAAAUUAUAGUUAAAUUAUUAUAAGGCACUAACACUUUUUUUGGCAGGCACAUAUGGGAGAGCAUCAACGGUCUGAGAAAAAUUUUCAAGUUUUACGACCCAGAGCUUCUCACAGUGCA